AUGUACGAAAUAUCAUUUCAUAUUUACCACUAGCUUUUCGGUGAAGGAAAACAUCAUAUGGAAACCUGCAUAUGGCUGCGAAGAAAUUCAAAGGUGUAUGUGAAGUCCCCAAUCCGCAUUGGCCUAGCGUGGAGACUACAGCCCGAGCCCUCUCGCGCAUGAGAGGAGGCCUGUGCCCAGCAGUGGGACGUAUACAGGCUGAAUUAUUAUAUUAUUUUUAUAGAAGCCGUCAGUUCCUAAAAAUAUGUACACUCAUGAAAAUGGAACCCAUUGCCGUCAUGCAACCAUGUCAAAUUGACACAGUAAAAUUCCUUAACAGUGACAAAGUUCUACUUAGAUAACUCUCGGAUUUAAUUUAUGUGUCUAUCAAAGCCUACUUCAUGAAUAAAAUUACGAAGUAUUUUUUUAUCAAAUUGCGUGUUAUUUUUUUGCGGCGCAGCACAACACUGAACCAAAACAUAUAUAUCAGUUUCAUCUGUAAACUAUGUUGUUACAAUGAUUUUUAUCGAUGACUUACACAACAAUAUGAAUUUAAACGAUAUCUGUCACUUGUGUAAAAACUUUAUAAGCAAGCAGUCUAUUUUACUGACGUUAAGGAAAAAUAAUAUAAAUGGAACGAUACAUGUACAGUGAUGUUGAACACCUAGGAGAAGAACUUGAAUGUUUACUCCAAAUUAACAAGGAGCCGGUUGAAUUCGACCCGAUGUGCGACAAGGAGAACCCUCAAAAGAUUUCCUUUGAAGAUGUCUCAGCGGCUGCCUUUAGGAUACAAAGUGGGAUUAUAAAAACGCCAUGUGUGAAAUCUCACAUGUCCUUAGAAUAUGGAAUGGAAAUUUACCUAAAAAAUGACUUUCUUCAGCAUACAGGAAGCUUUAAAGAGCGGGGCGCUCGCAACGCGUUGGUCCUCCUUCCCUCCGAAGCGAGGCAGCGCGGAGUCAUAUCCGCAUCACUCGGCAACCACUCGCAAGCCCUCAGCUAUCACGCGAACCUCCUCAACAUCCCCGCUACAGUCGUCAUGCCCAACGUUGCGCCCAUUAUGAAGAUCCAGAAAUGUCGCUCGUUCGGAGCUAACGUAGUCAUACAUGGACAUGAUAUGAGAGAAGCGAAGCAUCAAGCUAUGGUGUUGGCUAAGGAGAGGAAUCUCACUUACAUCAAUGGAUACGAUCAUCCCCAUAUCAUGGCUGGACAAGGAACUGUGGGUCUGGAGAUAGUAGAGCAGGUGCCUGACGUCGACGCUGUGUUGGUGCCCGUGGGAGGCGGCGGGCUGCUGGCAGGCACGGCCACCGCCAUCAAACAUCUGAAGCCGCACGUUCUUAUUUACGGCGUGGAAUCUGAAAAGUGCGCGAGUAUGACCGAGGCGAUAAACCACGGACAACCGGAGAGUGUACAUAUCCGCUCAACACUAGCCGACGGUCUCGCCGUGCCCACGGUCGGCUACAACGCUUACCACACUUCCAAGUCGCUGGUCGACAGAGUGAUAUCCCUGCCUGAGGACUGGAUCGCGCGCGCUAUCUUGCUCUUAGUGGAGCAGGAGAAGUUCGUGGUGGAAGGCGGCGGCGCGGUCGGGAUCGCGGCCAUCAUGGCCGGCCUGGUGCCCGAGCUCGCCGGGAAAAAAGUGGUCUGCAUCUUAUCCGGAGGCAACAUCGACACCACAAUCCUAGGCCGGUGCCUGGAGCGAGGCCUGGCAGCGGAGUCCCGCCUGGUUAAGUUUAAGGUCACGGUCAGCGACCGGCCUGGGGGGAUCGCCGAGCUGUGCAAGGUCAUAUCGUCGACUGGUGUCUCUAUUAAGGACAUCAUGCAGGAGAGGGCGUGGGUGUGCGGGGACAUCUUUAGUGUGAGGGUGAAAGUAGUUUGCGAGACUCGAGGCCCCGAGCACACGGAUGAGCUGCGCAGUCUCAUCGCGCGCACCUACCGCGAGUGGGUGUUCACGCGCGAGACUGAAGACCAUUACCAUAUGCCGCUUAAAAACUACGACUCCCUAGACAACGUCUCGCACUAAUUACGAACCUAUAAUAAUAAUAAUAAUAAACCCGCGGGGGCAGCUUGUGGCGAGCUGACGGUGAGUGGCGACACCGCGGACCCCUAUUCCAGAGGGCCCUUUUAUUUGGCCCUCGCCUCUGCGCUUGCCUUCACCGGCCGGCCAGAGUGGAGUCGCAAGAGCGGGACCUAUGCUCCAGGUUGGAAGUGUAAAAUGUCAUAACGCCGGCGGCCUGCUGAACGGAUUACCGGGAUCUGGCUUCCGCAGUCUCACCUCUCGACAACCUCACAGCCGCUCCAAAGUGUUGCCCUAUUGUCGCACUGUGCGUGCGGCCGUUGUGGGGCCCACUCAAUGAGUUGGCGAGUCACCACCUGUCUUACACAAUUCCGAGACUGAUUGUCACGGCAGGUGUCCGCUAGUCUCCUCCCAUAGCCUAUUAUCCAGUCCAUCCAACUUUCAAAUCAAUAGCCUUAUGACCUUAGAUCCCAUCGCAGCACAAAAGUGCUGCACUGCAAUAGUCUUUGCACCUGGCGGGGACCAUCUCCGGAUGUAUCAUAUUGUGCGCUCGGAGAUGGUAUCCGCCACGUGUAUCCCUUGCUUGUAGAUUAAUUUGUCUUAAAGGGCCUCUGCGCUGUUGGCUUCGGCCCCACGCAUGCCUCCCAAAGGUCCGGGACCCCAUGGUCCCGAGAUAUGGUAAGACAGACAAAUAAUAAUAAUAAUAAUAAAUAACCAAGAGAAGAAGAGAAGAAGAGAAGAACCAAGAGAGAAGGGAAUACUUGUGACUUCUUUUUUAUAGUUUAGGGAAUAAAAAGAGACACCAUUAUAUUCAACGCAGUCGACACGCUGCGCGGUAUCAUCGCGCGCACAUACCGCUAAUGGAUUUUCACGCGCGAGACCUAAAUAACUACUUUUGUCCCUUUCACUGUUUAACGAACAGUUUUUCUCGUGUUAUCGUCUACGCGCUACGAGCGUAUCAAAUACUUAACACGGUUUUUCCCAUUUGUAUGUGUUAACAAAUCAGGAGAGCACAUGCAUGCUUCACUAUUAUACUUCUGUCUCCUACUGCAUACAAUAGAAAAAGACGCACAAAAAAGUUGGUCGCUAGGCAGGGUCUGCUAAUGAUACGUGGCUUCCUUUCUCUCCCAUUUCAAAAUCCACCCUGUGUUUUAUGGGUUUCCUUGUAUUUAUAUAUACCCCCGAUACCUAAUCGUAUCUGUAAAAAACAUCAUUAAAGUCCCAUUUGCACGGUUCAAGAGCUUGCAAGCGAUUUUUGUUACAUUGCGGUAUUUGGUCGAUGUAUUGAAUAUUACAUGCAAGUUUAUAAAACGUUAUGGGGCUUAAGAGGAAAGGGGACGGCCGCUUCUCCAUACAAAUGUAGUCCCCAUUUUCCUCUCUGGAUAUUGACAUUAUGCAAAAUAUUUUCACAUAAUUCAAUGUAUAUUAUAACCUCUACGUUUGACUUUUUUUCGAUUUUUUGAUUAUUGUAAAAAAUAGGAACAAGAAACCGAUUUCAUACUUUAAAAUGCUCCUAACUUUUAUAAUAAUAAAUAUUCUUAAAAAAUCAAACGUAGUAGCUGUGGUUGUAUAUAGGAGAAAUUGUGUUAAAAUAUUUUCAAUACUGUUAAUAUCCAGAGAGGAAAAUGAGGACUACAUUUGUAUGAAAAGGUGAUUUUGCGCGGGUCCUCCACUUUCGUCUUAAUGCUUUCGGUGCGCAGGGGUGCUACGAUGGCUACGAGUGCUACGCCGUAACCCGUAGCGUUGUGUUUCUCCUGCGUAGUUAGUCACAAAUAAAUGUUCUUUCAACACGGCAUAUGUGUUAUGCGACUUAUGCGCGGUGAAAGUUUUAAACUUUAUUGUACUCAUUAUUUGUAUAAUUAAUCUAUUGUUAAGUUUAGUCAAGUUUAGUAUAAGUGUCAGCUAUCAAUCAUGAUGAUGUCUGUGAUAUGAUUCAUAUGAUCAAAUAAAGUCUGUAUUGAAAUGUUUGAAAUUCGUAUUUUUAAAUGAAAUCAUAUAGAGUCGGACCACGCUAAGUUUUCAUGUCAAGUGUUACGACAAGUACGGAGCUUAUAGGGACAGUAUGCCUUCUUACUCCCAAGUGUGUGCAAAGUUAGCGCGGUCAGAGUCUAGAGUCCGUUUGGAGACGUCACCAUAAACGUCUUUGUACGUAAAUAAUAGUGCAUUAAUUCUGGAAAAAUAUGAGAUUUUUUAUUAAUUGGGA
Molecule: messenger RNA, 4196 nt
Organism: Cydia pomonella (codling moth)
Lineage: Eukaryota; Metazoa; Arthropoda; Insecta; Lepidoptera; Tortricidae
Product: L-threonine ammonia-lyase-like
Exons: 9
Coding region: 611-1999 (462 amino acids)
Biological process (GO): L-serine catabolic process; L-threonine catabolic process
Molecular function (GO): L-serine ammonia-lyase activity; threonine deaminase activity
Source: RefSeq, a predicted model, not a curated record